AUGCCUCGAGACUUCGACCAGGCCCGACGUCGGAUCUACGCCGCCCAUGACGAGGAUCCGAAUAAGCACACCACCGCCGAUGGAGCCAGCACGCCCUACGAAACUCACUACUCCCACAAGAUGGAGAACUACCUCUCCAAGCGUGCACCCGAUGCUUCCGACGCUCUCAAGCUCGCCAUCUGCGGCCAGCAUUUCCGUCGCUGGGAGGUACCUCGAGACUCCUAUCCCAUGACCAAGAUUGGAUACCAUAGCUGGAGGACAUAUCUGAAGAAACGCCAGGCGCAACUCGUGGGCGACAUCCUGAAGGAUUCGGGGUAUGAUGACGAUGAGGUGAAGCAAUGCAUCAAGUUGAUUGAGAAAGAAGGUCUGAAACAGGGCGAGGAAGAGGUACAGGUCCUGGAAGAUGUCGCGUGCCUCGUCUUCCUCGACGACCAGUUCGACGAGUUCAAGGACAAGCAUGAUGAAGAGAAGAUGAUCAAUAUCCUCAAAAAGACGUGGGUCAAGAUGUCCAAGCAGGGGCAGCACAUGGCGCUGGAAAUCCCCAUGACGGACGAAUGCAAGGCUCUGGUCGGUAAGGCUCUGGGCGGGUGA
Messenger RNA from Lecanosticta acicola, 591 nucleotides. NCBI's taxonomy places the organism in Eukaryota, Fungi, Ascomycota, Dothideomycetes, Mycosphaerellales, Mycosphaerellaceae. The record is from the annotation of a GenBank genome assembly.